Molecule: messenger RNA, 438 nt
Organism: Peronospora matthiolae
Lineage: Eukaryota; Oomycota; Peronosporomycetes; Peronosporales; Peronosporaceae
Source: the annotation of a GenBank genome assembly
AUGGCAACGUCCUUCACGAGCAGCGGGGGGCGAGCAGCACUCUGCUUUGCUCGAGACGGCAGCUGGUUCCAAGGAUACUUUAUCUGCAAAUCAAGUCGCACACAGCUCGGUAUGAUGGGUGAAGAAAUACCUGUGGACGACUGUGUGGCGUGUCCAGAUGGAGGUUAUCAGGAGUACCGACUUACACUGAUGCAUUUUGCAGCCGACAAAGAGGUAGAGAUGGUGGUGAAGAAGACUGGAGGAGAUCUCUGCCAGCUGGACAGCGACGCGCUUCAGUUUCGGUCCUCGAUGCUGUUGACUGAUGACAGAGCCGUCGAAGCCAUCGAGCAAUAUUUUCCUAGCAUCGCAGAACGUGUCAAUCACGAUGCGACUUUGUUGCAGGAGUGCACGGUUUGUUUUGGUGACAUGGAGAUCACUGCGCUCGGUUUCUCAACGUGA